Rhinolophus ferrumequinum (greater horseshoe bat) is the source of this 542-nucleotide messenger RNA. RefSeq names its product ribosomal protein L30 (gene RPL30). The record is from RefSeq and is a predicted model, not a curated record. Bases 140 to 487 code for a protein of 115 amino acids. The transcript is spliced from 5 exons. Gene Ontology annotation, cellular component: cytosolic large ribosomal subunit. Gene Ontology annotation, molecular function: RNA binding; structural constituent of ribosome. Lineage: Eukaryota; Metazoa; Chordata; Mammalia; Chiroptera; Rhinolophidae.
AUUUGCUUCCGCUUCCGGUCCCGGAAUCCCAUCCGCACCGUGAAGAGCUUUGCAUUGUGGGAACAUUUUCCUUUCUCGCUCCCCGGCCAUCUUGGCGGCUGCUCUUGGUUGGGGGCUGUCCCGCUUCUAAGGCAGGAAGAUGGUGGCCGCAAAGAAGACGAAAAAGUCGCUGGAGUCGAUCAAUUCUAGGCUCCAACUUGUUAUGAAAAGUGGAAAGUACGUGCUGGGAUACAAGCAGACUCUGAAAAUGAUCAGACAAGGCAAAGCGAAACUGGUCAUCCUUGCGAACAACUGUCCAGCCUUGAGGAAAUCUGAAAUAGAGUACUACGCCAUGUUGGCCAAGACUGGUGUCCAUCACUACAGUGGCAAUAAUAUUGAGUUGGGCACAGCGUGUGGAAAAUACUACAGAGUAUGCACACUGGCUAUCAUUGAUCCAGGUGAUUCUGAUAUCAUUAGAAGCAUGCCAGAACAGACUGGUGAAAAGUAAAUCAUGCAAAAUUUUUCUUUAAUAAAACUGGCCAGAGCUCGGUUUAAAAACUGUA